AUGUGUGUGUAGGUAAGACAGCUUUGGCUGUGAGCUUGGCGCGGUACUACAGUGCUGCGUGUUUGAACAUAGACUUAGUAGUGCAAGAGGCAGUGUCAUCUGGAACCAGCACUGAAAGCAAGCAGGCCAGAGAGCUGUUUGGAGCCACAAUUGAGUCUGUGCCAGGCACAGCAGAGUAUACUGCCCCAGCUGUGUUAAAUGUGAUGACUGUGGCUAGUCAGGCUGAAGGCAUUCUCAGUGUUGAGGCAUUAGCCAAGCACACUGCUGAGGGUAUUCAGGACACUGACUCCAAAGCCCCCACAUCUACUAUCUCAACAAACAAUAAGACCAGCACCGUGGGAGCAAAGAAAAAUGAUGGCUCUAAUCCGACUGCUACAGUGGCUGGUCCAACUCACAGCCUCUCUAAUGAGAAUGUGAGUCAGGUGGGUGAGCUGGGAGGCAUGAAUAGUUUACUGCCUGAUGAUCUCCUGGUAGAGAUACUGUCAGAGAGACUACAGCUUAGCGACUGCAACCGAGGCGUCAUGAUUGAUGGCUUGGAAACAAUGUACUGCCGCUUUCCAAGCACUGUGCUCCAUGUCAUCAUCAAAGUCUUCAACAACCGCCAGCACAUCUAUGUUAUCAACCUCACCGACAGCUACUUUGAAUUCAGAUCCAGAGAGAGAGCUCAACUGGAGAUGACAGGUGAUGGUGGAAGGAAAAAAAGGGAACAGGAGAAAAGAUGAUAUUGAGAGGGUGGAAAUAGAGAAGGAAGUUAAAGUGAAAGUAGGAAAUACUGUGAAACAAGGAGUGUAUUAAACUAUUGAAUAAAAAACAUAUCUAUAAAGUACAUAUUAUCUUAGUAGCAUUUAUUUAAAUGAGCGCAUUCAUGCACAGAAUUAGACCGAUUAAUAGAGCAGUAAAUUAACGGGUGCAGUUAACAAAACUUGUUUGUAUGUGAUCAGAGGCCUUACAAAGGGAAUAGACUGAAAGAGAAAAGCUGCAUGUGCAGGAGAUGGAUGAGGAUGAGUAUGACACCCUGUGCUAAAGGAACAUAUGUACAGGUAAUCUUCAGCUCCAUGGCAGUUUUACUAAAAAUAAAAUAACAUUUAAAAAAAGUAUACAUUGUAUAUUUUAAGCACAUGGUUUUAAGUUUAUAACUGAAUCUGGAAAACCAGGUUGUUGGUUUUAAAGUAAUAAUAAUGGUAUAAAAUUAAAUUUGAUUAUGGAAUUAAUUUGAUUAUGUAUUAUAACAAGCAAGAGCGGGAGCAGGAGAAGAGGCAUCCGGAGGAGAAGCUCAGAGAGGAGGAGGAGCUGAAGAAAAGGUACAAGAGAGAAAGAAAGGAAAUACUUACAGAGGAUAUAACAGAAAGGAGAAGUCAGUUGGGAGUUGCCCAGGUCAGAGAUGCUGGUAGUUUAAAAAAAAAAAAUAAUAAUAAAAACAUGCUAUUGCAAGAAAAAAAAAUUAUUUUGAUUUGAUAUGCUUCCUAUAUAUAGCCUGUUGUAGAACUGCACUCUGACUCUGGACUGGAACAGCAGCCUAAAGGUGGUAGAAAGAUAUCUUCCUGCACAGAAGCCAAAGACUCACUUUUGGAGCGUGCCAGAGAACUUGACGAAGGAGGCAAAAAGAAAGCCAAAGAUGGCAAAGACAGCAAGCCAACUGGCCAUGAUAAUUCUUUUCUGCCACUUUAUGAACUGGAGAAAGAGCUGGUCAGUUGGAGCCAGUGCUAAAUCAAUACUAACUGUUAAAGUCAUAAAGUAGAUAUUUUAUAAAGGCAUGUGAGGUGCUUUAGCUGUAACUGGGUAAAUCUAAGCCUAAUCUCUUUUCUUACCUUACUAUAAAAAGGAGAGCUUAACCCUGCUUAGUUUGCAACAUUUUGGAUAAAGCUCAUAUACUCUUGGCCUAAUUCCAGCAUUUCUUUGGGUCUGAUGUUACCAGAUAACUGAGGCCGAAAGGCAGUUGUUUUCCUGCUUCCAGCUAUAUGAGCAGAGCCAACCACUGAUCCAGCACAUGCUGCAGAAAUGGGAUAGGACUCAGGGCCUCCUUCUGAAUUCUCUUCCUUCAGAGGAUCAGGACCAGGGGCCUGAGGAAGUGUGGAGCCAAUUUUAGUCCACUAUCCUAACACUAUUAGAACUUAUCAUAGAAUUGGGUACUUGCAUCCAACAGCCUCUUAGAGAAGAAAACACAGAGAACCAGUGAGUGAGGAAAGGCAAAAGGUCCAAUUUUAUUGUUCCACCACACGUGAUCCACACAGUUGAGACGUCCAAAGAGUGAUCUAAAAAAAACCAGGAGUGAGGCUCCCCUAUUUAUACAGCUCUUCCUUCUUAGUUCCCGCCCCUGGUUGUUUUUCCCACACCUAUAUUCCUUUGUUUUAGGUCAUUUCCAAACCCAUUAUGUCAAUAGAAGUGUAUUUUCUGUCUCCCAUUAUCUCCUGUUUUCUGUGAGUUCUGAUAACCCUUAUGUUUGCAUUUUGGGUGGUUUCCCAUCCCCUUAGGUUUGCGUCUUUUUAAAAAAAACUGUCUUCUGCUUUUCAUGUCAUUCUUGAGCUGACUUUCACUGAGAGAGGAUCUUGGCCACACUGCUGUUUGUUUUUUUCCCUAAUCAUGGGUAAGUUUUAUUUUUUGGUCUCAUUCUACCUAAUGUGUGUUUGCCCUACCAUUUUUUUACUCCUAACUAUGCAUUCUGGGUGUGUGUGUAGGUGUAGAUCCUAGUACUGUUUUCAGCUGAACAUCAACUCCUUUUUCCCCCCGCCUUUGAAGAUUUGGGACCUGAAUACUCGCUAUCAGCUUGCACACCUCUCUGUGGAUUUGGCCCUCCUGGCUGAGGUUCUCUGUACUCCCUCUGACCUUUCUGGGUUUCCACCACCCUUGAGAUACAGGAUCAGUCCAGCUAAGGUAUAUGCGGAUGCUUCCACUCAAACUGAUCCCUGCCUGGUUAUCUCACCUGACAAUUCACCUGACCAUCAUGCUGAUGAUAACAUGACCUAUUCUGAUCCUGACUCUGUUCCCUUCUCCCCCAGUAGCCCCGGCUACACUCCUCCUUAUCUGUCAGCACGUUCUGGUUCUUCCCCUGGUCACACGCCUUAUUAGCCCUUUUCACCUCUCGACUACUCUCCCACCAGUCCCGU
This is a messenger RNA of Ictalurus furcatus (blue catfish), 3104 nucleotides long. RefSeq names its product hydrocephalus-inducing protein-like. The record is from RefSeq and is a predicted model, not a curated record. The transcript is spliced from 5 exons. Gene Ontology annotation, cellular component: axoneme. Gene Ontology annotation, biological process: cilium movement; axonemal central apparatus assembly. NCBI's taxonomy places the organism in Eukaryota, Metazoa, Chordata, Actinopteri, Siluriformes, Ictaluridae. Bases 204 to 722 code for a protein of 172 amino acids.